UCUUCCUUCUCUAAAUCUCCUCUUGCAUAGGUCGCCUCUUGUUUACAAUAGCUUUAGCCAUCAGAUCUGCUACCUCUAUCCAUCAUAUUAACCUGACCCCUACCCUGAUCCUCUCAACCUACCGCCAGUCUAUCACCCUAGUCGGAGGUAUCCAAUCUUGGUGCGCACCAACCUUCCUUGCUUGGCCUGAUCUCUACAUCCAAAAGUACCCAGAAUCAUGAAUCUCAAACCUCAAUUCUAGUUUUAUAUGGAUGACCUUAACGUAGUUUUCAAAUCCGAUGUCAUCGGCGAUGGAGAAGACGAUGAAAGAUCUCUUCGCAGCUAGCGCGAAGAUGGGCAAAAGAGAGAAAGGUAUGAGCUAUUGGAGAAAUACCUAGAUAGAAUAUGACUUCUUGUCAGAAAAAGAGAAAGAAAAAUAGGAGAGGCGAGGGUCCUCGAUUCGUGAUUCUGGGUACUAUUGGAUAUGGAUGUCAUUUAGCCAGCCUGCGUUCACCGCCGGUCGACUCGGCUUGCAUAGGAGUGGCUCCGCUCACCGCGCGGUCCGCGGCGUACAAGCGUCGCGGUCGGCAGUGCUCGCCGCGCCCGGCAUGCGAUGCUCAUCUCGCUGCGGCGUACAGGUGUCGCGGCCGGCCACAGGCUGGCGCUGGCACGCCGGCCGUUUCCGCCUUUCCGGGGCGGGGCCGCUCCCCCGCGCGCGGCCGUUGCAGCCCGGAGCCUCGCGCUCCUCGACGACUGUCGCACGCCCCGAGGUUCCGCGCGCGCGGCGUGGUGCCCACAAGACUUUUUCGAACGGGUCGCGCUGGUGCCCUCGCGUCCCUCGUGUUCGGCGUGCUACAAGACAGGCGGGUUGGGGGGCCGGUCCAGGCAUUCCAAUCUCCGGCGAGUGGCCUUCAGCGAGAGCAGGGCAGACGGAGAGCGGCGAUGGGCGGAGGCUCCGGGAGGCCGUGCUACUACGCGGUGCUGGGCGUGUCCCGGGACACGUCCGCCGCCGACAUCCGCGCCGCCUACCGCCGGCAGGCCCUGAAGUGGCACCCGGACAAGCUGCAGCUGCAGGGGGACGACGACGACCGUCGUUGGGCGAGGGAGGAAGCCAAGGCCAGGUUCCAGCAGCUGCAGGAGGCGUACGAAGUGCUGUCGGACGCCUCCAAGAAGGCGGCGUACGACAGGGACGUCGUCGUCGUCUUCCCGUCCGAGUCCGAUCUAGCGAAAACUUUCCAGGCCAUGGACGACCUGCUCGACGAGAUGGACGGGCUGGUGGAAAGCAUGAAACAGUUUCUGAGCAGGAUUAAACAGGAGCCCAACCUCACCAUGGACGAGAUGCUGGCCAUGAUGGACGAGGAGAUCAAGAAGUGCUGCGGCGACCAGCCUCGGGCGCCAGGGAGAUGGACGCCGCCGUCUCGCUCCGCCGCGGGAACUAGUGCCGCCGGCGCCCAGGCAGCUGGUGCCGGAGACGCCCGCGGGAAGUCGUCGUCCUCGACACCGAGACCCCGUGGCACCAAGUGCCCGCCGCCACCGGGGUUCUACGGCCCGUUCGGCCGCACAGGCUAGCUGUGCUUCAUGUACCGACCGAAUGCGCUGUCAUGAACCAAACAAUUCUAGCUGUAGCCCCGAAAUAUCCUAGCUAGUAGGGCUGGGUACUGAUGAACAACACCUGUGUUACUGUGUACUAAGGGAUAAUCCGCCAGGUUUGCUCGAGCUGGCAGUGUCACAUCAACAAGACAGGUGAAGGAUCCGUCUAUCGCUCAUUCGAGUGAUUUGAAGUA
This is a messenger RNA of Panicum hallii, 1763 nucleotides long. RefSeq lists its product as uncharacterized. The record is from RefSeq and is a predicted model, not a curated record. Lineage: Eukaryota; Viridiplantae; Streptophyta; Magnoliopsida; Poales; Poaceae. The coding region runs from base 385 to 1548 and encodes 387 amino acids. The transcript has 4 exons.